CGAGGCGGACUGAAAAUAUACUUCAAGAUUUAGACCGAAACAAUGGAAUAUCUGGAAUCCAGUUUAAAAGCUGUGAAAUUUCUAGCUGGAAGAUUAAACGAGAAAGGUCAACAACCAGAAGAAGACACAAAGAAUGAAAUAUCUGCUAUCUAUAAACUACCAAAUCAACUGCUAUUGAGUGGGCAAGAAGCUCUCUGUAAUAAAGUUUUAGACGAUAUCAAAGAAAGGUUUCUGGCUCCAAAUGGUGAUUUUGAAUCUGAUAGAAGUAAAACUGGAUGGCAGCGUAAAACAUCGCUCUGGCUCCUUGCUUAUAACUGGCCUUACGUAAAUGGAUGGAUGGUAGUUGCGUCACAAAGAGCGGCAAGAUUUGAUAUUUCAAGACCAGCGUAUGAUUAUGUUAAAACUUUCUUUCACCCAGUUCGUGGUGGAUUUUUAUGGAGAGAGGCUUACGAUAGCAGUAAAGGUGGCGAAGGGAUUGACCAGUCUAUGUGCGCCUUUAUGACAGCCCAUCUGGGAUAUACUGCAUUAACUGUUGGUGAUUGGGAAAGAGCAAAAGCAGCCGGUGAAAUUCUGUGUCAGUUUGUGGCUAAACAGCCUAAUCUUGAUAAGGAAUUCCUCAUGAAAAUGGAUUCUUCAACAGGAGAGCUGGUGGCAGAAGGUUACUCAGCAGAGGAUAGAACUUUUUUCUCUGUUGUCAGAACAGAAGCAGAUAACAGAUAUUACCAGCUUGGUUUCCCAGCAAUAUUUCUUCAAAAACUGUAUCUAGCUACAGCACAAAAACAUUUCUUAAAUACAGCUUGUGCUAUUUUGGAUUUUGCCGAUACCUGCCAUCCUAAUAUAUAUAAAUAUUAUAAAACACAUAAAGUAGGUUAUGGUGCUGCUCUUGUUGCCAGAGCUACAGGAAAUGAGAAGUAUAAAAUCAUGGCGCAGAAAAUAGCUGAUAAUAUGGUAUCAUUUCAAGAUCCCUCUGGUAUUUACCUACCAAAUUGUCCUUUAUUAGAACGUUUAGACCAAUCUGCUGAAUAUGCUGGGUGGUUGAGAGAAAUUUAUGUGGAAUUAGAUGGUUUUACAAAACAGAAGUAAUCGCCUAUCACUUAUUAAAGAUUGUAAUAUUUUAUUGUCCCUUUCCCAUGUAUGCCAAUAUAUUGUGUUAAUAAUUUAUAUUUUCGCAUGUUAAAUAUACUAUUUAAUGAAAUGUAUUAAAGUCACUGUACUAUUUAUUUCAUAGAACGACUACUCUCUGUCUUCACAGUAAAAAUAUUUACAAC
This is a messenger RNA of Lottia gigantea (owl limpet), 1268 nucleotides long. RefSeq lists its product as hypothetical. The transcript is spliced from 4 exons. NCBI's taxonomy places the organism in Eukaryota, Metazoa, Mollusca, Gastropoda, Lottiidae. Gene Ontology annotation, biological process: carbohydrate metabolic process. The coding region runs from base 43 to 1083 and encodes 346 amino acids. The record is from RefSeq and is a predicted model, not a curated record.